Molecule: messenger RNA, 1801 nt
Organism: Rhagoletis pomonella (apple maggot)
Lineage: Eukaryota; Metazoa; Arthropoda; Insecta; Diptera; Tephritidae
Exons: 13
Coding region: 1-1770 (589 amino acids)
Cellular component (GO): cytoplasm
Molecular function (GO): carbonate dehydratase activity; zinc ion binding
Source: RefSeq, a predicted model, not a curated record
AUGGUCGUUAAAAGGCCAUUGUUCCUAUUGCUACAUUUGUCGGCUGCACGUCAAAUUACGAAUCAACCUUUUCCAACUGAAUGGGAUCACCGCAAUGCAAGUAGAUGGAUUUCAGAUUUUCCACAAUGUGGAGGAACACGACAGUCACCGAUAAAUUUGGAUAAUCGUGAUACUAUUGGCUCAAAUAUUCCCCCCUUGCAAUUCAAAAACUACGCAAAGCCUUUUUUUCGUAGACUUAUGCUGGUAAAUAACGGGCAUACAGCGAAUAUUGCAAUACCCGAAACUGUUCGUGGUACACGACCAAUCAUUAGCGGUGGUCUGCUGAAUGGUGUCUACGAAGCGCAAUCGGUGCAUUUCCAUUGGGGCUCGCCAGGUGCUAAGGGUUCUGAACAUACUAUAAACGGUUACCGUUAUGAUGCCGGAAUUCAUAUUGUGCAUAAAAAUAUGAAGUACGGUAACAAAGAAGAGGCUAGCCGAUUUCCAGAUGGUCUGGCUGUGCUGAGCAUUAUAAUUAGCAUUGUGGAUAACCCCGACAGAUCCUAUCCGGGACUGAAUAAGGUUUUCAAUAAAUUACCAAGAAUUGCAGUAGCUGGAACUAAUGCAACUCUAGAUCACGAACUAACACUUAACAACUUCCUAGGGGAUGUGGAUACGACAAAUUUUUUCGCCUACAGAGGCUCACUUACCACACCAACCUGCGCGGAGGCCGUUACCUGGCAUGUCUUUGCGAAACCACUUUUAAUAGCACGCGAAAUGGUUCAAAAGUUAUUCCACCUAAGACAGAAAAGUGGCGCACCGCUAUUAAAUAACUUCCGGCCACAAAAUGUGGCCAGCACACCUAGCCCCGCAUUGAGGGCACGCACUGGUUUACUAGCACCCGACAAGGCGCGCAUGCCCAAUGGCAGUCCUUUGCCACAAUGCGUGCGAAAGCCAUUGAAGAGGCAACGAAUUAAUGUUUCUUUGUGCUUGUGCUUCGUUGCAGCAUCUUCUAUAUACGACAACCCAGCCGAAUGGCAUCUCGACUAUCCGGAUUGCGGUGGGAAAAAGCAGUCACCGAUUCUUAUCAACACGAAUAAGACGAUACCGAUUAAGAUUCCGCCUAUUACAUUUGGAGCCUAUGGUGUUUCCCUUUCCGAUUAUGUUGUCUUGGAGAACACUGGAUCCACAAUUAAAUUCAAUAUACCCCCAACGAUAGAAGGCGGUUUUCCAUUCAUUAGCAAUGGCUCACUAAACGGUGUCUACGAAGCUUUAGAAGUGCACUUUCAUUGGGGUUCACCGCUGUCCAAAGGCUCCGACCAUCGAAUCAAUCAGAAACGUUAUGAUCUCGAAAUGCAUAUUGUCCACAAAAACACCAAAUACGCCAGCAUGGAAGAAGCGAUUGCAUUCGAGGAUGGCAUAUCCGUAAUAGCCGUGCUCUUCAAAGUCGACAAGCUCGCACUUGAUAUUUUUUCUCCUGGCCUAAACACAAUCUUCAACUCAGUUCCAUUUGUUGCACUUUAUGAAUCGACCGUAGCUACACAACGACUAAUUCCACUUGGCUCACUACUGGGAAAUAUCAAUCGUAACCAUUUUUAUACUUAUCAAGGUUCACUGACAACACCGCCAUGCUCCGAGGCCGUCACAUGGAUAGUUUAUCCCGAGGUCUUACCGAUUUCGGUUUUGCAUUUGAAUAAUUUUUGGCUGGCACGUGAUAAGUUUAAUCACAAGCUGUGGAACACAUUUAGACCGUUACAACCUAUAGGUGAACGCAAGGUCUACUAUCGGUAUUAAUGGGAGCAGUUUUAACGAAUAAAAGAAGUAU